Eufriesea mexicana is the source of this 2475-nucleotide messenger RNA. RefSeq names its product calpain-7. Lineage: Eukaryota; Metazoa; Arthropoda; Insecta; Hymenoptera; Apidae. Gene Ontology annotation, molecular function: calcium-dependent cysteine-type endopeptidase activity. Gene Ontology annotation, biological process: proteolysis. Bases 1 to 2475 code for a protein of 824 amino acids. The record is from RefSeq and is a predicted model, not a curated record. The transcript has 12 exons.
AUGACAUUAGAAGAUGCACAAAAUGCAGCACAAAAGGCAGUACAGUUUGAUAGCAAAAAUCAAUGCAAACAAGCUUUAUAUUAUUAUAAUAUAGCUGUAAAAUAUCUUUUGGAUUUACAAGACCAUGUAUAUGAUCAAAAACUUUUGGAAUAUCAGGAGAGAAUAUCAACUAUACAGAGUCUCAUUAAUGAAGAAGAACAGAAACAUCAUAAAGCACAAUCUACAGAUCAAUCUAAAUUACAAAAAUGUAAAUUUCUUAUGAAUCAAGCACAAGAUGCGGAUGAAGCUGGUUUAAAGGACAUUGCUGUGAAAUUGUAUACAGAUGCUGCUGAACUUGGACUUAGUGUGAAAGCAACCAAUAUAGAGACAAAAGCUAAAUUAACAGCUCUUAUAAAAUUAGCUUUAGACAGAGCAGAAUCUUUAAAAGGUAUGAAAACAUUAGACAAUAGUGAUAUUCUUGAAACUCUUUCCAAGUUGCCUCCUGUACCAGAGACAAGUUUGGAUGAAGAUGUAGGUAAAAUAUUGCCUACAACUACAACAACUUCUGUAAACUCUAGUAAUGCAGGACAAACUCGGCCACCACUUCAUCGUGGAAGUAGUGCACAUCUGAAAGUGAGCGGUGGUAGUACUAAUUACACAGAAGAAGAAAAAAGAGUUUUGCUUCAUAGUUCUCACAUCAAUGAUAAUGAAUUUGUACCUUUUAUGAGCAUUGAUCUUACAGAAAGGUUUCAGUAUGCUAUUCCUUUUACUGAUAUAGAUGGAUUAUUAGCAUUAGCACCAAAACAAAAACCUGAUUUUGCAAAGUGGAGUAGACCAGAAGAAUUAUUUUCUGACCCAAAAAUGCUUAAAACAUCCCAUGUUGAUUACUACAGUAUAAAACAAACAGUUGUUUCUGACUGCUCUUUUGUUGCUUCUCUUGCAGUUAGUGCUCAAUAUGAAAAAAGAUUUGGACGUAGACUUAUUACAUCUAUUAUUUAUCCAAAAAAUAGAAAUAAGGAACCAAUAUAUAACCCUUUUGGAAAAUACAUGGUGAAACUACACAUUAACGGUGUUCCACGCAAAGUUAUAAUAGAUGACUUAUUGCCUGUAAGUCGAUACAACCAAUUACUUUGUUCCUACUCUAGCAAUCGUGGAGAGCUGUGGAUCUCGUUACUCGAAAAAGCAUAUAUGAAAGUAAUGGGUGGUUAUGAUUUUCCUGGGUCAAAUAGUAAUAUCGAUUUACAUGCUUUAACUGGCUGGAUACCUGAAAGAUGGGCUAUAAGGCCAGAUGAGCCCGAUUUUAAUAAGGACAAUCUAUUUAAUGUUUUAUUAACGCGUUUACAUAAAGGAGAUGUACUAGUAACAGUUGCUACCGGGGAAUUAACUGAUUUAGAGGCUGACAGAACGGGUCUCGUACCCACUCACGCCUAUGCUGUUCUUGAUGUUAGAAAAAUAAAUGAAGAAAGAUUAUUGCAGCUUAAAAAUCCUUGGUCGCAUUUACGUUGGAAAGGAAAUUAUUCUGAACUUGAUGAAAUACAUUGGACAAAUGAAUUAAAAGAAGUAUUAAAUUAUGAUCCAAAUUCUGCAUCUCAAUUUGAUAAUGGAAUUUUUUGGAUUGAUUAUGAUAGUAUAUGUCGAUUUUUUGAUGUCUUUUAUUUGAACUGGAAUCCAGGUUUAUUUAAUUAUACUUAUUGUAUUCACCAAAUGUGGAAUGCAGGAAUAGGACCAGUGAAAGAUGUAUAUAAUAUUGGUGAUAAUCCUCAGUUUUUAUUAGAAAUAAAAAACAAUGUUAGUGGAGCAAUAUGGAUUCUUCUUACAAGACAUAUUACAGACAUAGCAGAUUUUAGACAAAAUCAAGAGUACAUAACGGUCUUAGUUUAUCGAAAUGAUGGAAAAAGAGUAUAUUAUCCUUAUGAUCCACCACCAUAUAUUGAUGGUGUGAGAAUAAACAGCCCUCACUAUCUUUGUAAAAUAAAGUUAGAUGCUCAAAGUGAUACUCGAUAUACGUUAGUUAUUUCGCAAUAUGAAAAAACCAAUACUAUAUAUUAUACCUUACGUGUCUAUGGAUCUUGUGAAUUUUUAUUAAGGAAGAUACCAAGUUUUUAUAAAUAUGAGAAAGAGCUCACUGGUCAGUGGAAAAAUAUAACUGCUGGGGGAUGUAGCAAUCAUACAACAUACCAAAAUAAUCCACAUUACCAAUUGAUCUUAGAAAGUUCAAAUAACAGUAAUUAUUUGCUGAUUAUAUUAAAGGGACCUAAACAAUAUCAAAUAGGAUUUGAUAUUCUAUCAGUUGUAUUAAAUGAUUCUGAUGCAUCUAAUGCAUUUAAAAUGAAAAGUUCUGGUCCAUUCAGAUUAGGGUUUGUUUAUCUUGAAUUAGAAGAGGUACCAGCAGGUACAUAUCACAUUAUUCCAUCUACAUAUUAUCCUGGACAGGAAGGUCAUUUCUUUUUAAUUUGUAAAUCGUUUUGCAAAUUGCAACUUCAAUUACUUCAAUAA